Klebsormidium nitens is the source of this 3636-nucleotide messenger RNA. The record is from the annotation of a GenBank genome assembly. Lineage: Eukaryota; Viridiplantae; Streptophyta; Klebsormidiophyceae; Klebsormidiales; Klebsormidiaceae.
AUGCCGGUGUCCUCGGGGAGCUCCGCGUGCUACACCUGCGACCCCUUCAGGUCCCCGAAGAUCAGGUCCUCCGUGUUCAGGGACGGCGCAUACGGGCGCCUGCACUUCGACCUCCGGGACCGGGAUUUCUUCAUAUACACCCCGUAUCGCCACGUCGCGCACCUCACCGACUUGGCUCCGGAGGAGGCGCACCGGGUGCUCCUCGAGAUCGACCGCAUGAUCGGCGCCAUGACCGACUCCUUCAACGUGCAGUACAACAAGGGCCGCUGGAAGAGCCACGAGCACGCGCACAUGAAGGUCACCAUCGACGAGCCGACCUUUCGGCGCAUCAAACGGGACCAUCUGUCGGCGUGCGAGCGGAGCCUGCCGCCGCCCCUCUGCGGAGCGGAGCGCAUGCCGUCGUGGGAGAGUCGGGCUUGGCGCGAGCACGUCAGGGAGCCGCUGACGCGGGACUGCUGGGUGGCGGACGCCGUCGAGGGGCCCAUCGUGCGGCGCUCCAUCACCUUCAACCCCGGCCUCUACAAGAUCUUCGACGAGGCUCUGGUGAACGUCAUCGACCACUCCAAGAGGGACGACGCGCUGACGUACGUCAAGGUCAGCGUGGACGGGGGACGGGUGCGCAUCAAGAACGACGGGACGCCCAUCCCCGUGGUCAAGCACCACCAGAUGACGGAGCUGUACGUGCCCGUGGUCGUGUUCGGGGUGUUGCUCUCCGGCAACAACUUCGACGAUUCCCGGGAGCGGUACACCGGCGGCCGCAACGGUCUCGGCGUGAAGCUCGCCAACGUCCUGUCGAAACGGUUCGAGAUCGAGGUGGUCGACGCCGAGCGGAGGCUCAAGCUGACGCACGCCUGGCGGGCGGGCAUGGACACGAAGGCCGCGGACACCAAGGUCAAGAGGCUGGCCGACUCCAGCAAGGAGCGCUCCAGCGUGACGGUGACCUUCGUGCCCGACUUCGAGUACUUCGGCGAGGCCGGGGAGACCUUCUCGGAGGACACGGUCGCACUAUUCCGCCGCAGGGUCAUGGACGCCGCCGGGUGCACGCCGCGGCCCAGCAUAUCCUUCGACGGGAAGACCAUCAAGGUCAAGCGCUUCGCGGACUACGUCAGGCUCUACGUGUCGAGCGUGGCGUUCGUGGAGCACGUCGCCGGCCCGUGGAGGCUCGCCGUCUGCAGGGCGCCCGAAGGCUUCGGCUACUCCCACGUCUCGUCCGUGAACGGCGUCUCCACGGCCCUCGGGGGCACCCACGUGGACGCCGCGUGCACGGCGCUGAUGAGGGCGAUGACGCCGGUGCUCAAGGGGAGCGAGCGGUGCGUGCCGGCGCUCCGGGCGGCCCUCUUCCUCAUGGUGCACGUGGACGUGGCGAACCCGAGCUUCUCGAGCCAGUCCAAGGACGCGUGCAACACGCCCGCCUCCCGGCUGCCCAGGCUGGACCUGCCGCCCGAGCUGGCCAAGAGGGUCGCGGACCGCCUGAAGCUGCGGGAUGUGGUGGCGGACGCGGAGCGCGCCAGCGACAAGCGGCUGCUGGCGUCCACCAACGGCUUCAAGUCCGGGGCGUCCACCCUCAAGAUACCCAAGCUAGACGACGCCCCGAGGGCCGGGACCCGCGACUCGCACAGAUGCACGCUCCUCCUCACCGAAGGCGACUCGGCCAAGUCCUUCGCCGUCGCCGGAGUGGGCGCCCUCGAGCGCAAGGAGCGCGAGUACUGGGGCGUCUUCCCACUGAAGGGGAAGCUCCUCAACGUGUCCGAGGCGUCCGCCAAGCAGCUGGCGGCCAACGCCGAGGUGACCCGGAUCCAGAAGAUCCUGGGGUUGAAGCACGGCGCAGCGUACGACUCCCUGCGCCAGCUCCGCUACGGUAAGCUUGUGGUGCUGGCGGACGCGGACAGCGACGGCUUCCACAUCCUGGGACUCAUCAUACACCUCGUCGAGACGUUCUGGCCGAACCUGAUCGACCUCGGCUUCGUGUGCUCCAUGCGGACCCCUAUCAUCCGGGCGCUGCCGACCGCGGGGAAAGGGAGCUGCCUCGAAUUUUUCAGCGAGCGCGCGUUCGAGGAGUGGCUCGAUGACGAGAAGAAGCGGCGCUUCAAGAUCCGCUACUACAAAGGGCUGGGCACUCACACCGCCGCGGAAGCGAAGGCCGUCUUCGCCAGGAUGGACCUCGUCCGCUACACCCGCGACGCGGAGGGCCACCGGAGCAUGGAGCUCGCCUUCUCCGGCGCCCGCUCGGACGAGCGCAAGGGCUGGAUCGUGGCCGCCACCGAGACGCCCCCGCGAGAGCUGACGGGCCCCCAGAUGAGCCUCACCGAGUUCGUGAACAACGACCUGGUGCGCUACGGGCUGGCCGCCAGCGAGAGGUCCCUGCCGUCCGUGUGGGACGGCCUCAAGCCGAGCCAGCGCAAGAUCAUGUUCACCCUCCUGGAGUCGCCGGCGGCGGACGAGAUCAAGGUCGCCCAGCUGGCCGCCAAGGUGGCCCUCCGCACCGUGUACAAGCACGGCGAGACGUCCCUGGCGAACGCCAUCGUCAACCUGGCCCAGGACUUCGUGGGGGCGGGCAACGUGAAUCUGCUGCAACCCAUCGGAUGCUUCGGCACGCGGCUGCUCGGCGGGAAGGACGCCGCCAGCCCCCGUUACAUCUUCACGAAGCCCUCCGCCGCGGCUCCCCUCAUCUUCCGGCGCGAAGACGCGCCCCUCCUGCGGCCCCUGACCGAGGAGGGCGCGAGCAUCGAGUACGAGCACCUCGCGCCCGUCCUGCCGAUGCUGCUGGUCAACGGCUGCAACGGGAUCGCCUGGGGCUUCUCCACCAACAUCCACCCCAGGGAGCCCGCGGCGGUCCUGGCGAACCUUCGGCUGCUGCUGGAGCGCGGCUCGGGAGCGACGCUCGCGCCGAUGCCGCCCUUCUGGAGGAGGUUCCGGGGGACCGUGGAGGGCGCGGGCGCUGGGGGCCGGUGGGUAGUGAGGGGGACGUUCGCGCGCCUCCGAGAGAACGCCCUGAGGGUCACCGAGCUCCCGGUCGGGACCUGGACCGAGUCCUACAAGACGGCGGCGGACGGCAUCGAGGGCGUCGCGCGGGUGCACACCUCGUCCACGGAGGAAGACGUGUGCAUCGACCUCGUCUUCGAAUCCGAGGAUGCCCUCUCGGCGCUCCUCGAGGGCGACCCGGAGAGGACGCUCCGCCUCAGGAGGUCGGUGGACGACGACAACAUGUACGCCUUCGACGCGCGCGGCGUGAUCAGGAAGUACGCCUCCGUGGAGAAGAUGCUCCGGGAGUUCUUCGACGCCCGCCUCGAGCUGUACGGCGCACGGAAGGCGCGCUCCCUCGCGGACCUCCAGGAGGAGCUGCGGGCCAAGCGCGACCAACGGGCCUUCGUGGACGCGGUCGUGUCCGGCCGCAUCGCGGUCUGGAGGAGGCCGGCCGAAGACGUCGUGGAGGACAUACUGAAGGUGGCGAGCGGCGCGGGCCGGACGGAGGCGCGCGACAUGCUCAAGAUGCAGCUGGCCAGCAUGACGGCGGAGAAGCUCCUCGAGAUGACUCAUAAGAUAGAUGCGUUGGAGACCCAGAUAUCAUCUCUGACGGAGAAGACGCCCCAGCAGCUGUGGCACGCGGAUUUGGACGCACUCGAAAAAUACCUGUGA